UCACUCCUCAGGCCUACCAUGGCCAACAUAAAUUUUGUAAAUUUUUUUGGUUGGAUGUAUAAGAAAAAAAUAAUAAAGUUAAAAAAUACUAUAUUAAAUUAUAUGUGAAACUAUGAAUUAUUUUAUCCAAAAUAGAAUAUGAGAAAACAAUAAAGUAUUAGCGAUUUAAAGACGAAGCUUCAAAUCCAUCUCUUCCUUUUUCAGCUCUCUCUUACGACUGUAUAUAUGUAUGUCCGUCACUUCGCUUGAAGCUUAAAACCAAUGGCAAUAACUCAAAACCCUUCCCAAACGCAGAAUAUGAUCUUCGAUUGCUCCUCAAUGGAGAAUCCAAAAAUGGGAGAUGAAUCUGCUGAUUAUUUCAAAAUAUGUCGGUUUUUGAGUUUUGGCAAUUCAGAUCUAAAAGAAAAUGAGCACCGAUCGGACAUGCAAUGGCUCCUUCUGGACUAAGGAGGAGGAUAAAAUCUUUGAGAAUACCCUGGCAGUGUACUCUAGUGAUGAUGAUCUAUUGAUGAGGAUGGCAGCAGCACUUCCUGGGAAAUCACUUGAAGAUAUAAAAAAUCACUAUGAGGUAUUAGUUGAGGAUGUGAAUGCGAUUGAGUCUGGACUUGUUCCUUUACCUCGAUAUCGGAAUAUGCAAAGCCAUUCCCGCAAUAAAAGUAGAUUACCAAAAGCAGAUGUAGAACGGCGAAAAGGGGUUGCUUGGACAGAAGAGGAACACAAGUUGUUUCUUAAGGGGUUAGAUAAAUAUGGAAAGGGCGAUUGGAAAAGUAUAUCCAGGCACUGUGUGCUAUCUAGAACACCACAACAGGUGGCUAGCCAUGCCCAAAAGUUUUUCAAUCGCCGCGAAGGCGUCAACAAAGAGAGGAGAAGAGCAAGCAUUCACGACAUAACUAGUGUGGAUAUUGAAACUGCUGGAACUUCCCAAGUACCAAACCCUGAGAACAUGAUUGGACCUGCUGGAGGAGGAUCACAAGUGACGGCAAGCACUAACGAUACGACUGGAGCUGUUGACAGCGGGGUGGUAUCUACUGGUGUUGGCACGUUUACCUCCCCAAUUGCUGCCAUAGAAAUGAAGAGCAUGUUGCCCCAAGAAAUCACAGUUGCUGAGCCGGUGAUAGCAGUUUCUGGAGGAGAGUCCUCAGGCCCUGGUGCUGCAUCUGUCAAUGAAGUGAAUCGUCUGUACCAUGAUGUGAAUGAUGACUUCAUAUUAGGUAUAGAUGACCUAAUCAUGGAGCAGGAGGGCACUUAUGAAGCUGGGAUUCAUGGUGACACUGAAAGAUCCCUAUUACCCAGCCUACAAUCAUCUACUGCUGCUGGCAAUGAAAACUACGGUCACCCUGUCACUAGAAUUGGGAGUGAACUAGAAGCGUUAAUCACUGAGCAUAUGGUCGAAGACAACGAAAUCAGUUCUAUUUUUGACGUUGGAAAAACACCAUCAUCUCAUGCAAUGCUGUCCAGUGCUGCUCAUAGUGGAAUGUCCAGUUAUGCAGUUGCUGCUCAUAGUGGAAUGUCCAGUUAUACAGUUGCUGCUCACAGUGGAAUAUCCAGUUAUACAGUUGGUAGCUUCGGUUUUAACAAUGCACCUGAGAACAGGGUGGCUGCUCCAGGGGGAGGUUUAACCAUUGACUCUCAGCAAUUACCUUCCAUUGCGCCCUCAUCUAACUUUGGUGUUGGAGUAUGCCCCAAUUCAAACACCUGCGUUCGUGAUGAAGGCAUCUUUUAUCUGGGUGACCUGUUCCCAGAUAUCUGAGUUGGUUUAGUGGGAAAGAGGCUGUUAAUGUUGAUACUAUAAUUGGUUUUUUGAAGGUUUAUUCCUUUAGACUAAAAUGAGGGUAAUGUUGUCUAGCAAAAUAUUUUAUAUUGUGGACGCAUUAUUCUGCAGUUUGGCGCUGCUUGGUAUUUCGAAGACUUAUUCCAUUAGACUAAAAUGAGGGUAAUAUUGUCUAGCAUAAUAUUUUUUA
This is a messenger RNA of Nicotiana tabacum (common tobacco), 1961 nucleotides long. RefSeq lists its product as uncharacterized. NCBI's taxonomy places the organism in Eukaryota, Viridiplantae, Streptophyta, Magnoliopsida, Solanales, Solanaceae. The record is from RefSeq and is a predicted model, not a curated record. Gene Ontology annotation, molecular function: DNA binding. Gene Ontology annotation, biological process: response to salicylic acid; response to gibberellin.